CUUUGCAAGUAACGUCUGAAGUCAAUUGACCCCAAAUUCAACUUGGGAGAAGAACAAACGAGUCUUUUGCUUUAUUUUCAGACGCUGUUGCUAUAAUUAGGGCCCAAUAUAAACAGGCCAUAUCAAAGUUUCAUCUCAUUUAAUCAUACAUAAUACAGAGACAGUAUUGUAAUUGGAAAGAAUUCGAAUUGGAGAUUUCGACGAAUCUCCAUGUUUGGGACCUCCCAAAUUACUCAAAAAUGCUUUGAUCUAGAAGGAUGUAAUUUGAUCUAAUGAUGGAUCCUAAAAGCGAGUUGGAUAAAGCCGUGAAUGCUUUCAUGACGUAUGAAGAUUAUUUGGAUUCAAUGCUCACAAAGGACGAUCUUAUGUUUUUGGAAGACAAAGAAAUGUGCAGGGAUCUUCUGGUGCUCGGAUAUCAUUCAAACAAGCGAAUCAUCCCGAAGGAAGCUUUUGAUCAAAGGAAAGCGCAAAAGGCUGCACAGACAGAAGAACAAAAUGUCAAAGACAUAAGAAUUUGCGGCAGUGAAUUACAGACUUCCUGCAACUUAAUGCAAGCUCUAGCCAAACGAGAAGAAGACAAUUUAACAGGUUGUCUGGCAACAAUAAUAUUUAUUCGAGAUAUCAAUGAAAAAGGCGAGGAAGUUUCCGCUUACAUUGAUUAUAGGCACAGAUUAAGAACCGAAGACUGGAUACCUUACUUUAGAGGAGAGAAAAAGAUUGUUCCUUCGGAAAAGGAUUUAAGCUUUUAUAACUGGGUUAAAGGAACUUCGUACCAUACAUCGAGUGCCAAUUUCGAAGUUGUGCCGGAUACGGAUACUCUGAAGUUAAUUUUCAUUUGCACGACUGAUCGUUAUGUUAUUGAUGUCAACCCAAAAACUCAAACGACGGAAAAAGUCUUCCGCUUAGAUUUGGCAGACACAAACUAUGAACAAGCAGCUAUAUUCGAUCACGUGGUGGACAGCCCCAUCCCCUGAAAACAAGGAAAAAUUGCAAAGGAUUCGAAACCGCGAUCAUUGAAUUACCCAUCCAUUCUCUCUUCUUACUCGCUAAUAGAAUACUGAUGACAACGAGAUGAUACUGAAUAUGGUAGAAGUUUUGGUAUAAAAAUUUCUUUUGUAUGAAAAAAAGUAUUCAGGUGUGAUGAAAAUAAUUAUUUGAAAAUAUAAA
Molecule: messenger RNA, 1167 nt
Organism: Argiope bruennichi
Lineage: Eukaryota; Metazoa; Arthropoda; Arachnida; Araneae; Araneidae
Product: cilia- and flagella-associated protein 299-like
Exons: 8
Coding region: 273-974 (233 amino acids)
Source: RefSeq, a predicted model, not a curated record